ACCUCUGUUGCAUCGGUUCUUGAAAUCGAUUGGUAAAUAGAAGAAAUCUAUGAUCCCAGGACCGUGGCCGUUUUCUGUAAAUUCAUUCAAUAACAUUUGCUGGGUGUAUUUGUUGGGGAUAUUUCGAACCAUCAGUGAAGACCUUUUAUCCAAUUCAUUCUCGACUAAUUCCAAAUCUAGUAUCAGAUUCUGGCUUUGUCCGUCCCUAGAACUUCCUGCCAUACUGUCAACAAGGGAGUUGAUGCUUCGCAUGUUUGAACCAUGACUAGUGUGACUUCCUAUUGACCUGUCAUCUGUGUAGUAUCCUGAUGUACCUGUAUGGCGAGAACUUCCAGCCGAAAUUACUGAGCUGCCCCCAGGAAAAUUACCGUGAUUUAUAUGAGGCUGUUGGUAGUACUGUUGUUGAUGAGGUGACGGCUGGUGACUCACUGGACGGUUCAUGUAAGUUCCAUGAUGGCCAUGUCCGCCGUGACCUAUAUGAUCAUUGGGGUGAUGAGAGCCUCUAUAAGAUGAAUAACUCGGAUGCUGGUGUUGGUUGUGAUGAACGACAUAAGUAUUACCACCGUGAUUAUAUCUCGCAUCUUGAGGCCCUGGACCAUAACCGAGCUGUGAAGGAUGGUCUUCAUUAUGCAUACCUCUUUCGUAUCUACCAUCUCUAUGGCCCCCCAUACCUCUAGAGUCAGGACGUGACCGAUACGUAUCAGGUGUAUUGACUAGUUGCCUUCCUCUGUUUGGUGGCGCUCCUUGCCCUGCACCACCUUUGGUACGCCARCGACCUAAAAGAGCGAGGAGUUCUCGUCCCUUCUUUCGAUCAGCAGGACUUCUAAUACCUACCUCAAUGCUGACGUCGGGUCCCCAGGGCUGACGAGUUUCGAGUUCGUAAACCACUUGUCUCGCAUCGUGGAGAUCAUUGAAUUCUGCAAUAAAAGAUCCGUAACUUCCUGAUCGCAGAGAGCGUAUCGCUCCGAAUUGCGACAAAUAGCUCCCAAGGUUGCUUUGACCGAUUUGACCAGGUAAAUCGUUGAUCACAACCAAACUUUCAUCGUUCUGAGAAGACGAGUUAAUUGGAAUACAAUAUUUGAUAUGAAUGUUUCCGCCCGUUGGAUGCAACCCUUGCAAUCUUCUCGGCAACUGCAUAGCCGCAAACUGAACGCUACGCAUAUCAAAAUAGCUGAUGAAGAUGACACCAACGCGUUCCCAAAAUUCUGAGCGGAAAUUCUCUAUUGCUCCAAAAUUGUCGCACAGCUCCUCGAUUUGAUUGCACGGAAUUGCGGCUGCAUUGAAAAUCGCCAACGUUCUACUAGUUUCAUGUUGAUUAGUAUCCCAUGUAAAGGGACGUAAAUCGUUUUCCGCAUCUAUGCCUUGUGGUGAGGAUCCACGAUGGCGGUUUCCGUCGAUGAUCCCGACACCACCACCGUCCAUACUUUCGAUAGUUCGAUUGGACGACUGAGGUUUACCAGUGGGACUCAGAUUCCCCCCUCCACCUCUGCUACCACCUGCGUCGGACCAGAGGUUUUGCAUGUCUUGCUGAAUGCCAUAUGUAAAAUUCACGUCAGGUUUUCCAACCCUAUUCAUACCAAAAUUAGAAAAAUUGCGAUUUGGAAUGUUUGAGACUCCUCCACUGUCUGCAAAGGAGUAAUCAGAUGGUUCAUUGACCGUCAAACCGAUAUCUUUUGUCACAGGUAACCUCGAUUUAAUGUGACCGUUUCCUUGCGUAUCACCCACGUUGUUGAGUUGACCUCGAUUGGUUUGCAUAGUCGAGUUUGACUGCACUUCAUCGUACGACGUAUGAAAGGCCGAGGCAUUCUUAUCUUGAGAGAAAGGAGAGGCAGCAAUCGAUGAAUCAUUGAUUAUCGCUCCCGGACAGUGGCCUUUGUCGAUAGAACUGCUCAUGUUACUUUGGUCACCGACUAGGUGACUUCCACCAUUUCUGCUAUUAAAUGACUUGGAACGUGCUUCACCCGAGUUCAAAGAUGCCACAAACAAUGGUCCUGUCUCGGGGGUCUUGUGACUGCUGGUCGCAGACGAAGUAGACGCUCCAGGUACACCAACAAGUCUCGAGGCAGAGUGGCGUUUGUGGCGUUCAUAGGCCAUGCCGUUAUUCUCGAUUGGGUUGAAAAAGCUGUCCGUCAGAGUUGCAGGGCCGUUCGAAAUAUUGCUCUGGUUAUGAUUGGCGUUGUCGCCGUGAUGAGAUGCGGAAAUAUGGUCCCCACGAGUUGCAUCUUCCAUGGAUUCUGCGAGCCCGCUUCCAAGUGCUGCUGCAAUAUUGUUGAAACUAGAGGUCCUUUCAUUCCGCCUGCGCUCCGGCCGUGUUUUAUCGCCCGUCGAAACAGCAUCCGCAUUUUGGCUACCGGUAGCAGCGAUUCCACCAUUCUCGGACCACAAACCUGAUUGAGCAACAAAGCCAGGUGGGGUUGAGGUCRUUCCGGUUUUCGACAAAUGGUUCCCUUGUGAGUCUGUCAUCCAAGACUUGCUGGGAGAUGGAGUUGGAGAAGCCAUUUUGGUGCUUUCAAUGGACGGCGAUGUGCAGUAUGAAUUGUUUUGUUUGCCCACUGGAUGGAAAUAUUGGCACUUCCCUCUCUCUUUAUUGCUGUAGAGAAACAACGCACAAGAAACAAAAUUCUUGUGACUAAAAUUUGUGACUUGCC
Molecule: messenger RNA, 2648 nt
Organism: Pseudo-nitzschia multistriata
Lineage: Eukaryota; Bacillariophyta; Bacillariophyceae; Bacillariales; Bacillariaceae
Source: the annotation of a GenBank genome assembly